Molecule: messenger RNA, 663 nt
Organism: Calliphora vicina (urban bluebottle blowfly)
Lineage: Eukaryota; Metazoa; Arthropoda; Insecta; Diptera; Calliphoridae
Exons: 1
Coding region: 1-663 (220 amino acids)
Molecular function (GO): catalytic activity
Source: RefSeq, a predicted model, not a curated record
AUGGCGCAGGAACCUUGGAUCCAUCAGGAUCGUAUCUGUGGACUAAGUUUGAAGGGCUAUAAGCUCUACUACGCUAAAGGCGCAGGUAAAAUUAGAUCCUGUAUAUUGGCUAAAAGCUCUUUGAAUAUCAUCAUUCUGUCUGAUUACAGCAAUGAAGAUACAGUAGCAGUCUCAUGGGAAACCAAUGAAGGCAGUUUGUUGUGGCUGAUUUCCAGCUAUAUGGCGCACGAUUAUGGCGAGCAUCCGCUAAAUGAUGCUGUCCGCAGUGCUGCUAAUAAGGCGAAUGAGUCCAGGAUACCUUUAGAUAUCUGUGCUGACGCUAACUCGCACCACAUUAUAUGGGGUAGCAGUGAUACCAAUACAAGAGGUCAGAGUCUUUUCAGUUUCAUUCUUAAUAGUAGUUUGGAAGUAGUAAAUAGAGGUUCAGAACCUACCUUCAUUGUUUCAAAUAGAAGUGAGGUGCUAGACUUUACACUUGUGAGUGCUGAGCACCACAGUAUGAUUACUAAUUGGGCUGUCGCUAGCGACUCCUCCUUUUCAGAUCACCAAUAUAUUGACUUCAAUAUUAGUGUAACGUAUAGGAGUGUUAAUAACAUUAUAAAUAGGAAGAAGACCAAUUGGGAGUUGCAAUGUGACGUACUAUCACAGAUUAUGUACAGAUAA